GCGGGAGGCUUGCCCCUCCCGUCCGGCGGGACUUUCGUUUCUUCGGAGGAGGCGUGGUGUCUGCAAGAGGAAAUAGCUCGAGGCGAGGGACGGGAACCUUCUCCCGCUGGGCAGCGGCCGCCGGUCAGCGGGCGAGGAGCGGGAGUGAAGGCCAUGGACGGUGCCGGUGGCAGAAAGCCGCAGGGCGGGCGCGGGGCGCGGCCCGCAGCUCCGCGGGGCCGGGGCGCAGGUGGCAGCUCUAGCGGCACCGCUACACCCCGGGCGCCGCGGAGGGGGAGAUCCACCGCUCGUCGGCGGCCCUCCGCCGCCAAGAGCCUGCCGGCGGGCCCGGCAGCGAGCGGCGGAGAGAAGCUCCCCGCUCGGCGGAGCGGGACAGCGUCCGCCAGAGUCCCCGCGGCACGGAGACGAGCGGCAGUGCCAGACGGGGCGGUCUCGGCCCCAGGGGCUGUCCUCCGCUCCCCGUCGGUAGCGGGAGCCCCGCGGCUCCGGGGAGUGGUGUCGCGGCUGACCCUGGUCCGCGAGGACGUAUCCGAGGCGUCGGAGCUGGUGAACAAGGUGGUCUCGCACCUCAUCCAGGCUCUCCGCAGCAACGGCGGCAGCUUCAGCUCCAUCGAGCGGCUGGGCGCCGGCAGCUACUACGAGCACGUCAAGAUAUCAGAACCAAAUGAGUUUGACAUCAUGCUUGUAAUGCCUAUUGAACGACUUCAGCUGGAUGAAUGUGAUGACACUGGAGCCUAUUACUAUGUAACAUUUAAAAGAAAUCCAAAAGAAAGAUAUUUGUUGAAGUUUUUAGAUGAAGAGGGGAAAUUAUCAGCUUUUAAAAUGCUUCAAGAGCUAAGAGAAAUUAUUAAACAAGAAGUAAAAACCAUUAAAGAUGUGGAAGUAACUGUGCAAAGGAGAAAGGCUGGAAGCCCUGCAAUAACUCUUCAGAUCAAAAAUCCUCCAGCAGCAGACAUAUCAGUAGACAUCAUCUUGACACUGGAAGUUCAGCAGAGCUGGCCACCUAGCACACAGGAUGGCCUCAGAAUUGAACUGUGGCUGGGAAGAAAAGUCAAGGGACAGUUCAGAAACAAAUCAAUUUAUUUAGUAGCCAAACAAAACAAAAAAGAAAAGGUUCUAAGAGGAAACACCUGGCGACUCUCUUUCUCGCAUAUUGAGAAGGACAUUCUGAAUAACCACGGCAGCUCAAAGACAUGUUGUGAAUCUGAUGGACUAAAGUGCUGUAGGAAAAGUUGUCUUAAGCUUCUGAAGCAUCUUCUAGAGCAACUUAAGAUGAAAUACCCCAAAAAGUUGGAAAAAUUCUGUUCGUAUCAUGUCAAAACUGCUUUUUUCCACUCAUGUGUCAUAUGGCCAAACGACACAGACUGGCAUUUGGGAGACCUGGAUUAUUGCUUUCAGAAAUGUCUGGGAUAUUUUCUGGAUUGCCUGCAAAAGUCUCAGCUGCCACACUUUUUUAUUCCCAAAUACAAUUUGCUCAGCCUGGAGGAUAAAGCGAGCAACAACUUCCUUUCAAGACAAAUAAACAGUGAAUUGAACAAUGGAUUCCCAAUAUUUCAGGAGAGGUUUUAAAACCACUGUUUACAAUAACUAUCAUGUAGAUUUGCAGAUUUAAAACCAGAAGUUUUGCACCUUAAGUUACUCCUCAAUAGUCUGAUAAAGAAAUCAAAAUCAAGAACACAGAAAAAAAUUGCAUACUUCAGCUAUAGCUUAGCCACAACCCUUAAAAGAAAUAGGAAUUUAGUAUUUAUCUUCUGUAUCCAAAUGCAGAUGUCGUUUGCAACGUAUGCUCAUGGUAUACUAGGAAUGUAUAGAAGAAUUGGCAAGUUACUUUCCUACAUGUAAUUUCUAUGAUUCCAAACAAAGGCAUCAGUGACUGCAUAAAAUGAAAAAAAGACAAUUUUAUUUAAAAUGAAGAUCCACUGCAGAAUAUCAAAAACACGCUCCUGCUUUCAAAACGUAAAGGCACUGGAGUUGCUUUCCUAUAAACCAGAACAACUUCUCCGGAACAACUGAGUGGAUGAUCAUCACCAACAGUGAGUGAGCAGAGAGAGAAUAUGUUAUCAAAACAUUAUGAAGUUCCUUAUCUUAUACUAGUUACUUAUGGAGUCUUCAGAAUUGCUUUGGAAAUUGUUUUUUUCACUGGACUUUGGAUGGGAAGCAAUUGUUAGCUAAUGUGCUGCAACAAAGUAAAAGUUAUUAUGCCAUGAGCGUUUGUGUGAUGUAUCUUGUGGAAAGAAAUGUAUCUUUAACCCAUACCAAGGUGGAACAGUCUCCCUGUGAAAGGUUUUCAACAUCAAAAAUGCAGUAUGAAUCGGAAUUCAUGCUCAGUUUUUCUUACACUGAAGAGUCUGUUAGGAAAAAGAGUAAUUGUAAUUAUUUCAUAUUAUUAAAAAUGUGCAGGUGAUAAUACCAGCAUUUGGGAAUUGUUGUGCUGUAAGUAAAUAAGUAUUUUCUUUUUCUUAAAGAAGCUAUGGGAAGUUAGCUAUUCAAGGCCAGGUUGGACAUGGCCUGGAACAACCUGUUAAAGAGUGGGAAGUGUACCUGCCCAUGUCAGGGGGGUUGGAACUAGAUGAUCUUUAAGGUCUCUUCCAGUCCUAACCAUUUUAAGUCUAUAUUUUUAGCCAACGUUUUGAAGGCAAAAUAACCUACUGGCUUAAAUAAUGCCCAAAUUUCACCUCAAUUAUGAGCAAAUAAAGAGGGAAGGUCAGAAAAACAUCUCACUAGAUUCAAGUUUAUUAAUUUUUCCAUGUACCUACAGGACACAUGACUAAACAAAUUCAGACCAAGUAUCAAAUGAAGUAGCUCCUUCCCAUCUAACUUCUAAAGAGUGAAAGCAUACCCCAGUGUCAUUAAGAAUCUGUGUGACAGAACCAAAUCCAAAUGUAAAAUUCAAAUGAAUUUUAUCCGAACUUUCAAACCUA
Pezoporus occidentalis (night parrot) is the source of this 2921-nucleotide messenger RNA. It is a transcript of the gene CGAS, whose product is annotated as cyclic GMP-AMP synthase. The record is from RefSeq and is a predicted model, not a curated record. Gene Ontology annotation, molecular function: 2',3'-cyclic GMP-AMP synthase activity; chromatin binding; double-stranded DNA binding. NCBI's taxonomy places the organism in Eukaryota, Metazoa, Chordata, Aves, Psittaciformes, Psittacidae. Gene Ontology annotation, biological process: cellular response to exogenous dsRNA; positive regulation of defense response to virus by host; positive regulation of type I interferon production. Gene Ontology annotation, cellular component: site of double-strand break; cytosol; nucleus. Bases 154 to 1569 code for a protein of 471 amino acids. The transcript has 5 exons.